AUGGAAGCUGAUGAUAGUCACGGCUCUUCAAAAUCAAAUACUACUGAAACCGAUACAUCCAUGGCUGUCAUCAGAAGAGACAAGCCGUCCACGCGAGAUUGGACUCGUAUUCCGUAUUCUCUUCUGGUUGACAUCUCAAAACAUUUACCUAAUACUCAUGAAAUCAUUUUUUUUCGGACAAUCUGUAAAACAUUCCGUCAUGCUAUUCCCAAACCACCCAAAAUUCUACGCAGAUAUUCCUCUCUGGAGAUUCCUGCUCCAGUUGACUAUGACCCUUCACGACACCGUGGCCAAAAGCUUCCUAUCUUUUCGAUCAUACCCUCCAUAGUUUACGCAGUCCAACCCCGUGGCCAAAGCCUUAAAAAUACCAAGCCUUGGCUCGUUAGAAUCAUAGAGUCGUCUGAAACCGGAAAGGUCAUGCUGAAGGAUACUUCAUGUAUGUUUCAGUACACGGAAAUGCCCAUGAAUGACUUCCCCCAGCGCUUAAAUUUGCUGGAUUAUCAAAUGAGAGUAGUAUCAAAGGCUUACGAGCUUGAUCUCACUAUUUCUGAUCGUGAAGACAGAAGUAUGAAAGAUAAGUUUGACUCAGUGAAGCCUUUCUUUGUUCGAAAACUGGUUAUUACUCCAACGCUUGAGCAAGUUGAUGAAAAGGCUUUUGUCAAGGGUGAUUACAAGUUCGCUGCUAUGGCCCUUGAAGGUGGUGGAAGCUUGCACGUUUGGAGGCGUGGAGAUAAAAGUUGGAGUUUAAUAACAUGCGAUGGAAUAUCCUCCUUUGAAGAUAUUCUUUACUACAAGGAGAAAUUCUAUGUUUUGAACCACAUGGGUCUAAUUUUUAUUGUCGAUCCACAAACCCUGUACAUUACAAGACUUGCUGGUCCAAUGCCGAACAUGGCUGCUGGAAUUAAGUUCUUCUUGGUAUUCUGUGAAGAGUUGUUUAUGAUUAUUAAGUACUGGACACAUAACUAUCCGAAACCUGAAAAGAAUUCUGAUACGAUUCAUUACCCGAUUCACAUGGAGGCUUUUAAGCUGGACGAGGCCAACAACAUGUGGGUAGAGCUGGACCAGGAGUUUGAAGAUCGAGUUGUUUUCGUGGGAGAUGGCGGUUCGUUCACACUUCCAGUCGACGAGAUCCCUGGAUUUGAAGGUAAUUGUGUUGUUUUAGGUGAUGUUACGUUUUCUGGAAAUUGUAUGCGUCAUCCAGGGUACAAGGCUGGAGUUUACAACUUGAAGAAUCAUACAAGUAUGGCGAUCCGGGAUCAUCCAAACUGUUCUGAUUUGUUUUGGCCACCACCAAAGUGGGUGACGAAGGAACUCACUUCAGCUAAUUCCUAA
This is a messenger RNA of Pistacia vera, 1332 nucleotides long. Its product is annotated as F-box protein SKIP23-like. Lineage: Eukaryota; Viridiplantae; Streptophyta; Magnoliopsida; Sapindales; Anacardiaceae. The coding region runs from base 1 to 1332 and encodes 443 amino acids. The record is from RefSeq and is a predicted model, not a curated record. The transcript has a single exon.